This is a messenger RNA of Oikopleura dioica, 1503 nucleotides long. Lineage: Eukaryota; Metazoa; Chordata; Appendicularia; Copelata; Oikopleuridae. The record is from the annotation of a GenBank genome assembly.
AUGCCUCUGAACGUACUGUACGAAUCUCCUGUAGGCUUUGCCCUCUUCCAGGUCUUGGAUGAAGGCAAAAUCGCCGAUGUCUCCGAUGUCGAGCAGCUUUUCAAGGACCCUUCCCAGCUUUCUGGAGUUCUUCAGCUCAAGAAAUUCAAGAAGUUCACUGAUCAGGUCGAAGCUACUCAAGCUGCUGUUUCUCUCACUGAAGGAAAGGCGCCAAAGACUCUGAAAAAGAUGUUGAAGAAGCUCGUCAACGAGGAUGUCAUCGAAACCCUCGCUGUUUCUGACACUAAGCUUGGAUCGAUGAUCCGAGAACAAAUCGGUCUUGAAUGCAUCCACUCUCCUGCCAUUCACGAGCUCACCCGAGGCAUCCGAGAGCAUUUGGUCGAAAUGACCGGAAUCCAGGAAUCCGAGCGAUCCGCCAUGGCUUUGGGUUUGGCUCACUCGCUUUCCCGAUACAAACUUAAGUUCUCUCCCGACAAAGUUGACACCAUGAUCGUCCAGGCCAUCUCUCUUCUUGACGAUUUGGACAAGGAAUUGAACAACUACAUCAUGCGCGUCCGCGAAUGGUACGGCUGGCACUUCCCCGAAAUGGGCAAGGUCGUCACCGACAACCUCGCCUACGCCAAGACCAUCAUCAAGAUGCAGUACCGUGUCAACUGCUCCGAGACCGAUUUCAGCGACAUCCUUCCCGAGGAUAUCGAAGAACAGGUCAAGGAACUCGCCGAGGUUUCGAUGGGAACAGACAUCAGCGAAGAUGAUUUGGAAAACAUUCUUGCUCUUGCUGAGCAGGUCGUCGAGAUCACUGCCUACAGAGCCCAGCUGUUCGAAUACCUCAAGAACCGAAUGGCUGCUAUCGCGCCAAACCUGACCGUCCUCCUCGGAGAACUCGUCGGAGCCCGACUCAUCGCCCACGCUGGUUCUCUCCUCAACUUGGCCAAGCAUCCCGCCUCAACUGUUCAAAUUCUCGGAGCUGAAAAGGCUCUCUUCAGAGCAUUGAAGACCAAGCAGGAUACUCCCAAGUACGGUCUUAUCUACCACGCUAGCAUGGUCGGCCAGGCUGCUCCCAAGCACAAAGGUAAAAUCUCCCGAAUGUUGGCUGCCAAGGCCGCUUUGGCGAUCCGAUACGACGCUCUCUGCGAAGGAGACGACGAGACCAACGUCGACUUCGCCAUUGAAGCCCGCCAGCAGCUCGAGAAACGAGCUAAGGAACUCGAGCUCCGAAAGGCCAAGAUCUCCGGCGGUAGAAAAUCCGCUGGAGGAGACAAGUACAGACAUAAGUCGGAUGUUGUCACCUACGACGCUGCUGCUGACAAUACUUUCAAGAGAAAGCAGGAGAAGGUCGAGGAGUCGCCAAAGCCAAAGAAGAUGAAGAAGGUAAAGGAAGAAGCGAGCGAGGAAAGUGUUAAGACUGAACCAGAAACUGAAGACACUCCCAAGAAAGAGAAGAAGGAUAAGAAAAAGAAGAAGAAGAAGGAUAAGGUUAAAGAAGAACCCGAAGAAGAGUAA